CUGAAUCUGAAACCCCCAUUUUUCCACCUCAUUAAGCUUUCGGUCUCCUUACCAAAAAACGAAAAGCCUUAGGUCUGAAGCAAGCAAGCAUGAAUCCUACCUUCCCUUCCAAUAGCCUUCUCCUCUCUUUUCUUUUUCUUCUUCUUCUCUACCCCUAUAAUGGUAAAUCACAAACUUUGAUCCAGAAAGUCUGCAACGACGCCUCAAAGGACAGCAAAUACAUGACCUACGAGUUCUGCUUGACAGCCCUCCAAACAGAUCCUAGCAGCAAACAUGAAAGCUUUGAAGGACUUGGGCUUAUAGCACUGAAACUAGACAGGACCAACAUGAGUCGCUUGGAAUCUUACAUUAAGAACAUGCUCAAGUACAGGAAGUUCAAUGAUUCAUAUGUGAAAGAAGCCUUGAAGGAUUGUGUGGAGCACUACUCAGAUGGGAUUGAGUCCGUGAAGGUAGCAACAAUGGCCUACAAGGUUAGGGAUUAUGGCACAGCAAAUGUACAGAUGAGUGCAGCAUUUGAUUCAGUGUUCGAUUGUGAAGAUGGGUUCAAUGAGAGAGGAAGAGGUGUAGUGUCUCCUUUGAAGAAGCUGAAUCAGGUCAUGAUUUCUGUAAAUGCAUUGGCUCUGUAUUUUACCUAUGAGCUUAGUCAAGGAGGUUAUAAGCCAAGGAAUGAUUAGAUUAGUGAAUAUUACAAUCUGUUUGGUUUAGAUGAUUGUGUGAGUAGUAAGGUUAAGUAAAGGUUUAUUAUAGUUUUCAUUAA
Macadamia integrifolia is the source of this 757-nucleotide messenger RNA. RefSeq names its product putative invertase inhibitor. The transcript has a single exon. Gene Ontology annotation, biological process: negative regulation of catalytic activity. Bases 90 to 674 code for a protein of 194 amino acids. The record is from RefSeq and is a predicted model, not a curated record. Gene Ontology annotation, molecular function: enzyme inhibitor activity. Lineage: Eukaryota; Viridiplantae; Streptophyta; Magnoliopsida; Proteales; Proteaceae.